Molecule: messenger RNA, 1668 nt
Organism: Penicillium olsonii
Lineage: Eukaryota; Fungi; Ascomycota; Eurotiomycetes; Eurotiales; Aspergillaceae
Source: the annotation of a GenBank genome assembly
AUGGCUGACGAGAUUCGCGGAAACUCGGUCUAUCAGACUGAGCCGGUUGAGACACCUUCUCCCGUUGAGAAGCCUCAUGCUCCCAUGCAGGAGAAGACUGGCUUGAUGGCCAAGCUGGGACGCAUGAUCAACGGAGAUGUCAGGGAGGAAAUGCCCCCGUACAAGGAUAUCGAGAUCCAUACCUGGAAUGGCCCCGAUGACCCGGAGAACCCUUUCAACUGGGGAAACAAGUACAAAUGGCUGCUGACCAUCACCGUGUGUUUCAUCUCUAUCUUGACCGGUCUCCCGGCAGGAACCUACGGUUCUGGCAAUGACUGGAUGGAGAGCCAAUUCAACGUCCAGAACUCCCCCUUCCCCAACCUCUACUGGGCCACCACCUCGUGGAACAUGGGCGCCGCAUUCUGGCCUCUGAUCUUCGUCCCGCUCACCGAGUCCUCCGGCCGUAUGCCCGGCUACUUCGUCGCGUACAUCAUCCUGGUCAUCUCGCUGUUCCCCUCUGCGUUUGCCAACAACUUCGCCACCCUCGUCGUCACCCGCUUCUUCGGCGGUGGUGCCUCCUCCGUCUCGAUCAACAUCGUCGGUGGCAGUAUCUCCGACAUCUGGCUCGGCGAACAUGCUCGCAGUCUACCAAUGUCCAUCUUCGGUUUCACCAGUGUUGCCGGUAUCGCACUGGGUCCCUUCAUCGGUUCCGCAAUCGUUCAGAUCCCGCGUACGGAGCCCUGGCGCUGGAUCUUCUACGUACAGAUCAUCUACAAUGCCGCCCUGAUCCCCGUAUUCUGGUUCAUCCUCCGCGAAACCAGACCAGACGUCAUCCUCAAGACUCGUGCCCGCAAGAUUAGAAAGGAAACAGGUCGUCCUAUCUACGCCGCUGCCGAGAUCGACGCCCCAAGCAAACUGCGUCUGCUUCAGAUCUCUUUCUCCCGUCCCACAAACAUGCUGAUGACUGAGCCCGUCGUCAUCUUCUUCACUCUCUGGAUCAGUUUCGCCUGGGGAAUCCUCUACCUCUUCUUCUCUAGCGUUGUCCAAACCUACUCCACAAACUAUAACUGGUCUACCCUGGCAACCGGUCUCGUCCAGCUGGCUAUCACAGUCGGUGCAAUCAUCGGAACAAUCAUCAACCCCCUCCAGGACUGGUUCUACUUCCGCUCCUCGGGCCGCAAUACCGAGAAGCCAGGCAAGCCCAUCCCCGAAGCAAGACUCUACACUGCUAUUCCGGGUAGUCUGCUCUUCGCAGCGAGUCUGUUCUGGUACGGAUGGUCCAGCAAGCCGGAUGUGCACUGGAUCGUGCCUACGAUCGGUAUCACCUGUGCCGGCCUGGGUAUUUACUCCAUCUACAUGGCUGUUGUGAACUACCUGACUGAUGCGUAUGAGCGAUAUGCCGCAUCUGCGCUCUCGGCUGCUUCGCUGGGUCGUAACUCUUUCGGUGCUUUCUUGCCGCUUGCUUCGCCGCAGUUGUUCAGUAAUCUUGGCUUCGGGUGGGCUGGCUCAUUGCUUGGGUUCAUUGCUAUUGCGUUGUCGGUUGUGCCUGUUGUGCUGGUGCUUAAGGGACCGCAGAUUCGGGCUCGCAGUACCUUUAUGAGAGAGGCGAUGUGGGAGCCUGAGGAGAAGGUUGAGGUUGAUUCGUCUGGAAAGGCUGAUUUGGGUCCUACCUCCGAGGGUAUCGCAUAA